AACAACAUUACCGCUACCGACUGUUUGGUGUGAUUUUGUUUAAAGGAAGCAAAAAUGAGUCCGAGCGGAGAAUCAACCGAGGAAACCUCCAAGUCUUCAGUUUCCACACAGGAUAACGUCUUAGACCAACGAAAGAGGAUGAAAGUUAUCAACGUCGUUUACAUCAUCGCUGCUCUGGAUAUCACAUGGAUGUUUUUGCAGUUUUCUGUAACCCCUUAUUUGGCAAAGAAACUCGGCUUCGACACCUUGUGGUUUGGUUAUUUACAAACCAUGGUAGGUGUAAUUCAGCUGUUCGGGGGACCCAUGUUUGGAAGGUUUGCAGAUCUAUUCGGAGCACGAGUCGCCCUGUCUUUGGCGUGUUCUUCAACAGUUGUUUUCUUUCUGCUGCUGGCCGUAGCAAACCACCCCGCCAUGCUGUUCAUCCACAAAAUCCCCACAGUCUUCAUGCACGUCCUGCCUUCUUCUCAGAUGGUGGUCGCUGAUCUCUCAGAACCUGAAAAACGUGCCGGUGCUUUAUCCAAACUCGGUCUGUGUUUUGGGAUCGGGAUGGUGGCGGGCUCCACGUUGGGCGGCCAUCUUAACACUCGCUACGGGGAGACGUUUACUGCAUGUUUUGGUGCCGCAGGAAGUACCUUCAGUUUACUGUUGGUUUUAAAGUUCAUCCCAAAAUCUACCAAAGUUCAAGCUCCAGGAACCAACACAGAGGGCGGGAAUAAAAACAAGUCUGUGUUCAGUGUGGGCGAGAUCACCAGACUGAUGAAGUUUCCUCGUGUGACGCCCACUUUUCUGGUGAAGAUAAUCGUAGGCCUGCCAUCAGGUAUUUUCCAGGUGAUGUUCUCCAUCAUUGCUCUGGAGUUCUUUAAGCUGGAGCCUCAGCAGAACGGUUAUCUGAUGGCUUAUUUUGGCAUAGUCCAAAUGGUCAUUCAGGGAGGAGUGAUCGGCCGGCUCACAGCGAGGUACUCCGAUAAGUCGCUGCUGCUUCUGUCCAUCGGAGUUUCUUCGUUUGUCGGACUGGCUCAGGCCUACAUGCAGAACGUGUUCCAGUUCUGUAUCAUCGUCCUCCCCAUGAUGUUUUCUCUCAGCGUGUUUAACGUCAUCACAGACAGCAUCCUCACAAAGAGCGUACCGUCCUCUGAUACAGGCACGAUGAUGGGACUGUGUGCGUCCGUCCAGUCUCUGCUCCGCACAGUCGGGCCGACUGUUGGCGGCUUCCUGUAUGUGAACUACGGCAUUUCAUCGAUAGGCUUAAUCCAGUUUUUUGUGAAUAUCGUCGUGUUUGUGUUCAUGCUACAGCGUCACCUCAGGAAGACAACAGAACAUCGGGAAUGAGAGUUCCUCUCAUCGUCUCCGAUAGAGAUGUAAAUCAGGGUUUGAUUUUAGGAACAAUUAUAUCUACAGCUGUUUGUAUUUAAAGUAUUCUGUCUCAGUAGUUUUUAAAAACAUAAGGUGGAGUCAUUUCAGUCUUUUAUUUUUUUUACCAUUGUUGAAUUGGUGCUGGUGCAGGACCAAUCCACUAGAUGGCAGCAGAUCCUACAGUUGACCUCAGUUUAUUUUCAGGUGUUUCACUUCCAGAGUGUGACUGACACUGAGAUUAAAUUAAACAAAAUCAAAAGGUGGACCAAUCAAUGCCACUCUUUAUCUUGUGUUAUAUCAGAGAUAUAUCAGAGCUUUUUUAAAUUUGUAAUCAAAGUUUAUUUUUUGUAUUUUUGCAUCGUCUUCAUUAAACCUUUUUAAUGAUGA
Molecule: messenger RNA, 1740 nt
Organism: Labrus mixtus (cuckoo wrasse)
Lineage: Eukaryota; Metazoa; Chordata; Actinopteri; Labriformes; Labridae
Gene: slc67a1
Product: solute carrier family 22 member 18
Exons: 10
Coding region: 55-1329 (424 amino acids)
Biological process (GO): transmembrane transport
Molecular function (GO): transmembrane transporter activity
Source: RefSeq, a predicted model, not a curated record